ACACUGCGCAGCAAACCUCGAGCUUUCCUCCCUUUUUUUGUCCAUUUUUCCUGCACGGACCUUCACUCCUCUCCUCACUGCACCACCGAGAGACCUGCACGAAAUCAUGUCCACCAAGGUUGCCAUCGUAACAGGCAGUAACAAGGGCAUCGGCCUGGCCAUCGUCCGAGCGCUCUGUAAGAGCUACCAAGGAGACGUUUACCUCACCUCCAGAGACGUCGGUCGUGGUGAGGCAGCGGUGAAGAAUCUGGGUGAAGAGGGACUGAAGCCGCUGUUUCAUCAGCUGGACAUCAACGACGUGAACAGCAUCACCGCCGCCGCUGCUUUCUUUAAACAGAAGUAUGGAGGAGUGGACGUCCUCGUCAACAAUGCUGGGAUAGCAUUCAAACAUGCAGACACAACUCCAUUUGCCACCCAGGCCGAGGUGACCCUCAAGACAAACUUCUUCGCCACCGGAGACAUGUUGACUCACUUCCUGCCGCUCAUCAAAGCUGGAGGUCGAGUGGUAAACGUCUCCAGUUUCGUCGGCUCCCGCACUCUGAACCAGUGCAGCCCGGCUCUCCAGCAGCGUUUCCGCAGCGAGGACAUCACCGAGGAGGAGCUGGAGGGACUGAUGCAGCGGUUCGUCGACCAGACCAAGAAGGACGAGCACAAGAAGGGUGGCUGGCCCGAAACGGCGUACGGCGUGUCCAAGUGUGGACUGACGACCCUGUCCAUGAUCCACGCUCGUCGUCUGUCCAAGGAGAGACCAAAUGACGGGAUCUUGCUGAACGCCUGCUGUCCAGGCUGGGUGCGCACCGACAUGGCCGGUGACAAGGCCCCCAAGUCACCAGACGAGGGCGCUAUCACUCCGGUGUACCUGGCACUGCUGCCGCCGGGAGCUACAGGUCCUCACGGGAAGUUUGUCUCCGAUAAAGAAGUUCAGCCGUGGUGAAAGGGUUAAAGGGACCUGCGAGUGUGUUUGUGUGUUGUCAGUGUUUCAACAUCACCAUUAAUUUGCCAAAAAACUUCCCUACAAAAUACUUUUCCAAAAAGGUACAUAGUCCGACAUUUGAAAGAUUUGCCGCAAGCAUCAUACAGUCGAGUAACACAGAGAGGAUUAACCAAACGUUAAAUAGGCAUUAAACCAAAAUAACUCUCAUUUCAGGGAACACUGACAUGAUACAAUAUGAAUGUGUGAAUCUGCUACAGGCAACAGUAAUCAUGCAUCAAUCUGUAUAAGUGAUGGCUAAUCACUGUAUUUUUUAUAACACUUCAUUUGAUCAUUUGCUUCAGUAGGGACUGUACUUUACUCAUCAGAGCAUAGGGGUGGCUGAGGGUUGUGCAUUUUUUUUAUUAUUAUGAUCCUUCCUGUGAGAAUAUUUUUUCUUGAGCCUCCUUGAGUUACUGAGGAAAAAAUGGACGACCCGUUCAGUAUCAUAAAUAACCAUAUUUCACAGUUUCUGGCCAUGGUAAGUGUGUAAGUGUGAGUUUGGAGAUUUUAACAAAAAAUGCCCUUCAAUUCCCACUGUUUUUGUGGCGCCCUUGUUUUGCAUCACCCCUCCCCUCUCAUAAAUAAGGGACAGUCCCCAGUAUAACCAUUUGUAUAUAUAUUUUUUACAAUGGAAAGUAAAAAUUUGCCUUAACUGGAUGAAAUGGAUUCAGUGUUGUGAAAUCAAAGAAAAUAAAAUGCUUUUCUGGCAAUAUUUUCUGCAA
Molecule: messenger RNA, 1695 nt
Organism: Plectropomus leopardus (leopard coralgrouper)
Lineage: Eukaryota; Metazoa; Chordata; Actinopteri; Perciformes; Serranidae
Gene: cbr1
Product: carbonyl reductase 1
Molecular function (GO): carbonyl reductase (NADPH) activity
Source: RefSeq, a predicted model, not a curated record